Oppia nitens is the source of this 832-nucleotide messenger RNA. Its product is annotated as phospholipase A2-like. The transcript has 6 exons. The record is from RefSeq and is a predicted model, not a curated record. Gene Ontology annotation, biological process: phospholipid metabolic process; arachidonate secretion. The coding region runs from base 107 to 808 and encodes 233 amino acids. Lineage: Eukaryota; Metazoa; Arthropoda; Arachnida; Sarcoptiformes; Oppiidae.
AAUAGUUUGCAAAUGUAUACCAAAAGAUUAUGAUAACAAUAAAACACCGAAAUUUUGUAGAAAAUCUCGACACAUAUUAUUCAAAGAAAAUGAAAAAAGUCAGCGAAUGGUUGAAAUCGAGAUCUUUAACAACACUAUUGUCGACUGUUUUCUUUAUGGCGACAAACGUAUUGCCGAUAAAGUGUUGGCAAACAAAGUAUGCAAACCAAAGGAACAGUAUGUCGAUCGACAAGUUCUCACCGAUUGGGCCCUCAAGUGCUCGCAAUGGUUGUCAGGUCUUCUAAGAAAGGGAACCGUUCCUACAUAUGGUGACCAUUGUUCCGAAAGUGAUUCAGAUUUUCCUAAAGAGUAUAAUAAUAAAAUCGAUCGAAACUUUUUUGAUGGUAUUCUUAUAUAUCCGGGAACUAAAUGGUGCGGUGCCGGCAAUAUAGCCGAAGAUGACCUCGACUACGGUACUGAACGUGAAACCGAUAAGUGCUGUCAAACUCACGAUUAUUGUUUUGAUAGUAUAAACAGUGGCGAAACAAAACAUAAUUUAACAAAUGAAGCAAUUUAUACAAAGAGUCAUUGUUAUUGUGAUCAAGAAUUUCAAGGAUGUCUUCAAACUGUUGAUACAAAAACUUCGAAAAGAAUCGCAAAAUUGUUUUUUAAUUUAAUUCAAGUCCAAUGUUUCAAAAGAGAUCAUCCGAUUGUCAACUGUCUCGAGUAUAGGGGUAUUCCCUUCUUUUGGCAAAGUUGUCAAAAAUAUGAAUUGGAUUUCACUAAACCUUUGUUUUAUCAAUUUUUUGAUGCUAUGUUUGUCGACUAAAUUAUUUUUAUAAUAUUUAUAAAA